This is a messenger RNA of Hemibagrus wyckioides, 2545 nucleotides long. RefSeq names its product ST6 (alpha-N-acetyl-neuraminyl-2,3-beta-galactosyl-1,3)-N-acetylgalactosaminide alpha-2,6-sialyltransferase (gene st6galnac). Gene Ontology annotation, molecular function: sialyltransferase activity. The transcript is spliced from 10 exons. NCBI's taxonomy places the organism in Eukaryota, Metazoa, Chordata, Actinopteri, Siluriformes, Bagridae. Bases 462 to 1766 code for a protein of 434 amino acids. The record is from RefSeq and is a predicted model, not a curated record.
GUGAUGUUUUUCUUCAGUUCUAUGUGUCUUCAGCUUUGUUAAAUGUCUGUCUUAAAAAAUUAAGAAAUAAAACAAGAACAACAACAAAAACCUUCCUUGGUCAUCAGCAGAGAUUUUUUUCCUCUCUAGGGCUUCCGUCAAUCACCUUUCCCUGCCUUUUACUUCUAAAGGAGGCAGGAUUAUCAGGAGUAACUGCUGCUCGGUUUACAUACAGUGGCCGUCCCUCUUGUACGUGUGUAUGUGCGUGUGUGUAUGUCUGCACUUGCAGUGCAGGUUGGACUGAUUUUCCGAAUUUCAAAACACGCUACUGAACUGACCAGGCUACAGCUGACCAGAAAUUCCUCUCAAAGGAAGUGCCUUUGGGAUUAAUGAAGACAGCACUACACUUUCCUGCUUCACUCCUCAAAACCCCAACGUGAGAACGUUUUUGCGCCCCGGACACUCUUUACCAUUUUGACAAGAUGAUAUUUAUGCGGUAUCAGAAGAAGUUGCUGCUCAUUAUCUUGAUUUUGUGCCUCCUGGGUGGGAUCUACCUACUGGAUUGGAAUAAUGAUCAGGAAAGAUCACAGGACAUCAGAAAAUACAGGGACUACCUUGGUUUUUGGAAUGAUAUGUGGUCUUUCAACCCUGUUCUCUUUAAUAAGGAAAAAAAAACAGAACAGAUAAAAGAUCAACUUACAAACAAUGGCACAAUAGUGGGUGUUCAUUCAAAGGAAGACAAAAUGCUAAAACAAACUACAAAUUCUCCAGUGAAGCCUAUUCAAUCAGAACAACUCUUCGACUUCUUUGGCGAUGAAUAUGCCGUCGAUGAAAGUAUACCACAAACUACCUGUCCCAGCAGCAUUCGGGAAAGGGUUUUUCAGACUGACUUUGCUGAGAUGUUCUUGCCUAGUGUGCCAGUCCUGCAGUGGGCGAAGCAUUACUCUGAGCAAGAAUAUGAACGGUUAUCCCACUACCGCGGCGCCCACGGAUGGGGUUCCGUCAGUGCUGAAGUUUUGAACGAAUCUUUGGCCAUCUUAAACACUUCUGCAAACCACCUGAUGUUUGAUGACUGGGAGAAAAGAAAGACCAAAUCUCAGUGUAUCCGCUGUGCUGUGGUUGGAAAUGCAGGAAUCCUGAAUGGGUCGAAGAAAGGCCAGGAGAUUGACCAGAACGACUAUGUGUUCAGGACAAAUGGUGCAAUUAUUAAAGGCUUUGAGGAGGACGUUGGCUCUCGUACCUCUUUUUAUACCUUCUCCACGAACACCUUUCGCAACUCUUUGAGAAGUUAUUCACGAGUAGGCUAUAAAUCUGCUCCACAGACUGCGGAGACCAGGUACAUUUUCCUGCCUGAUCAUGACCGGGACUAUAUUCUCAUGAGAGCUGCAUCCCUGCACAUACCAAUCCUAACAGGGAAAGACCGGAGUUCUAAGCCUCCCAGUUAUUUUGGAUCUAAUGUAACAGUAGAGAAGUUUAAAAUGUACCACCCCGACUUCAUCCGUUACAUCAGAAACAGGUUUCUGCAUUCACGCAGACUCAACAGCAGACAUAAAUACAUUUACAGGCCGUCUACAGGAGCCGUGAUGCUGCUGGCUGCUCUUCAUACCUGUGACGAGGUAAAUGCCUACGGAUUUAUGACACCAGACUUCAGGAAAUACUCAGACCACUAUUACGACAAAACGCCUCGCCGGGUGCGUUUCUUUGCCAACCAUGACCUGCGACUGGAGCUGAUUCUGUGGCAGAAGCUGCACAAGGCAGGACUGAUAAAGCUCUACCUGCGAACAUGACCCUGACUGUAAUGAGCUGAAUUAGACUUUAUGGAGUCUGAGCACUCACAGGACUUGAGGGUGUUGUAUGCUGUUGUGACAUUCUUGUGACAUUUUAGUGCCUCUGGAUUUCUCUCUGGAAAAUCUUGGAAUGAAGACAAGAAGGUGUUUUUUAUUUAUUUAUUUUUUAAUUUUUAUAUAUAUAUAAAUAUACUAUAUUAUAUAUAAUAUUAUAUAUAAAUAUUUAUAUAUUAUAAUAUACUUUGUAAGCCUUACAGCCCAUAAACGUGUUCAGGUACUGUGAUGGAUUUAAAGCUGGUUAAAGUGAACUUUUGACAAUGUUAAAAGGCUUUGGUUAAAAGGCUUUGGUUCUUGCUGAAAUUGCUGAAGAGGUGUCCCGUGUGUGAAGUGUGUGUAACGUGUGUGUUAGAUGAAGGAGCACUAUGCAAUUACGACUUGUAAUUCAGAACCUAAAGCUGUAGAAUCUAACUGAAGAUUCUUAUAUGAAGUUUAUACGACAUUAUUUAUAUAUUUCUUGAAAAAUUUUAAUACUUCCAUGCCAUUUGUUGUGUUUGUAUGUAACCUUUUCAAGACAGGGAAAGAUGCUGUGUGGAUGGCAGGGCUAUUAGGAAUACUUUUGCUUCUUCAAAUUAUUCAGAAAAAACAGUUCAUGAUGAUGUCUUGAAUGUAUUUCUAAGGUUCACCUGCAUCAACUUCUGCUUUUCUUGAACAAAAAAAAAAAGCAUUUAUUUGUAAAAUUAAAGGAUCUAGGCUUGUCAUGACUUCUGUUUCAUUUAUUU